Messenger RNA from Lactuca virosa, 1454 nucleotides. Lineage: Eukaryota; Viridiplantae; Streptophyta; Magnoliopsida; Asterales; Asteraceae. The record is from the annotation of a GenBank genome assembly.
AAUUUUUAACACUCACCAACUCUUUCUUGUCUUUGAAGGGUUGCACCAAAAAAUCAGAAUAAACCAAUUGUUUCUUUGUUCUUGUUCUUGUUCUCUUGUUAAUAGUAUCUAAGUAGCAAAGAGACAAGUGAUUAAUCUGCAUAACAGAUAACACAUUUGAGGUCAUGUUAGCACAGGAUACAACCAAACACAGAUAUUGUUUCUUAAAUACCAAUGCAAACAUGUCUUCUUCUUCCUCUUCUUCUUCUUCUUCUUAUUCUAAAUCUCCAAUCAUUUUCUCGUUUGUUUGUAUUCUAAUCUUGUUUGUCGCUGUUGCUGAAUCCGUACCAAUAAACGAAACAAGCUUUAGACCAAUGGAAACAUUGAAGAAACUUAAGAAAGUCAGAGCUCAUUUAAAGAAGAUUAAUAAACCUGCGCUUAAGACCAUUAAGAGUCCUGAUGGAGAUUUGAUCGACUGUGUUCCUUCUCAUCUUCAACCUGCAUUUGAUCAUCCGAAACUCAGAGGACAAAGGCCAUUGGAACCACCAUCUGAGAGGCCGAAGGGGAAUGACACCAUUGAUGAACACUUGGAGACAAUUCAACUAUGGGCAGAAUCUACCGAAUUCUGUCCAAAAGGCACUAUUCCGAUCAGAAGAACCACCGAAAAAGAUGUUCUUCGAGCAAGUUCAAUAAAAAGAUUUGGAAGAAAGAUCAAAGGAGGUGUGAGGCACGACACCAUGAGCGGUGGCCAUGAGCAUGCAGUCGCUUUCGUUAAUGGAGAUCAGUACUACGGAGCAAAAGCCAGUAUGAAUGUAUGGACACCUGCUGUUACAGAUCCAUAUGAAUUUAGCCUGUCACAAUUAUGGGUUAUAUCCGGUUCAUUUGGCAAUGAUCUCAACACCAUUGAAGCCGGUUGGCAGGUUAGCCCAGAGUUGUAUGGAGAUGGUUAUCCAAGAUUUUUUACUUACUGGACGACUGAUGCAUACCAAGCAACAGGGUGCUAUAACUUGCUAUGCUCAGGAUUUGUUCAAACAAACAGCAGGAUUGCUAUAGGUGCAGCGAUCUCUCCAAGAUCAUCUUACAAUGGAAAACAAUUUGAUAUUGGUAUCAUGAUAUGGAAGGACCCUAAACAUGGACACUGGUGGCUACAAUUUGGAUCAGGGGUGCUAAUAGGAUAUUGGCCAUCUUUUUUAUUCAGUCAUCUACAAAAAGAAGCAAGUAUGAUACAAUUUGGAGGGGAGAUAGUGAACUCAAGAUCAGGGGGAUAUCACACAUCAACACAAAUGGGAAGUGGUCAUUUUGCAAAUGAAGGUUUUGGGAAAGCUUCAUACUUUAGGAAUUUGCAGGAAAAAAUAAUGUUUGGGGGAAUUAUAUUUAUUAUGGAGGUCCAGGAAGGAAUGGAGGUUGUCAAUAGAGAAAAUUGCAUAGUGGUUGCCAUAAUUAAGGCCAUGUUAAUGAGGGCUCUUGUAUAUUAG